GGCUCUCUCUGUUUUUGUGUUUUUUUUUUGCUAAGCCAUAAUUCUUCUUCAAAGACGUCGGAGAUGGAUUACAGACCGACGAUCAUGAUCACCAACGACGACGGAAUCGACGCGCCGGGCCUGCGAGCUCUGGUUCAGGUUCUCGUCUCCACUUCUCGCUACAUUGUUCAAGUCUGCGCUCCCGACUCGGAAAAGUCAGCUGUUAGUCACAGCAUCACUUGGCGCCACCCACUUGCUGUAAAGCAAGUAGAAAUCGAAGGAGCCACUGCCUUUGCAGUCUCUGGAACUCCUGCAGAUUGUUCUUCUAUUGGGCUCUCAAAAGCAUUAUUUCCUUCACUUCCUGAUCUGGUAAUCAGCGGCAUUAACAUGGGUAGCAACUGCGGUUAUCACACUGUUUACUCCGGCACAGUCGGUGGAGCUCGGGAAGCUUUUUUUAAUGGUGUACCUUCUAUAUCUGUAUCUUAUGAUUGGGUUGCAGGUAAAAGCCAUACUGACGACUUCACACUCUCUGCUAAGGCUUGUUUACCUAUCAUUGAUGCGAUUUUGGUGGAGGUUAAGAGCCUUACAUAUCCGAAAAGAUCCUUUUUGAAUAUAGAUCUGCCAACAAAUGUUGCCAAUCAUAAAGGAUAUAAGCUAACUAAGCAGGGUAAGAGCAUAUUCAGAAUUGGAUGGACAGAAGUUUCUUCGGAUUUGCAAGGAGCCAAAAUGUUGUCAACCAUGACAAUGGAUACAGAUUUAGCAGGGUCUGCAGAAGUUGAAACUCCAACUGUGUCAACAGACCAUCGACUCUUCCGAAGACAAGUUACGGGUUCUGAAUUAGAUGAGGAGAAUGAUACAGAUCAACUAUUUUUGCGAGAGGGAUAUAUUACCGUCACCCCCCUUACCGCCACCUCUCGGGCUGAGAUGGAUUGCCAUGCCUACUACCUAGACUGGCUACCAGGAGUUGCUGAGCGCCUCUCUUCAUCAGCUCUGUGAUGCUUUAAGAUACAUCCUUUGAAUAAAAUUCUAUUCUCUUAAUUAGGUUUGGCUGCAGCAGUACCUGAUUAAAAGAGCUGUUUUGGAUGUCGAUUGUGCUUUAGUAUCUUUUAUUAUUUCUCUUUAGUAAGAAAUCAUAAUAUUGAAGGACAUUUAAAUGGCUGGUAUGGGCCUUGUGGCUUCCACUAAAUGGAAAAUAAAAUAAAUUUAUAUA
Messenger RNA from Humulus lupulus (European hop), 1189 nucleotides. RefSeq lists its product as uncharacterized. The coding region runs from base 64 to 975 and encodes 303 amino acids. Gene Ontology annotation, molecular function: nucleotidase activity. Gene Ontology annotation, cellular component: cytosol. Lineage: Eukaryota; Viridiplantae; Streptophyta; Magnoliopsida; Rosales; Cannabaceae. The transcript has 10 exons. The record is from RefSeq and is a predicted model, not a curated record.